GACAGCGUCUGGUAAAACCCUAUCUCACUUCUCUUUUUCAGUAGGCAGUCACCCUUAAGCCCUAGAUCAUUAGAAAAAAAAAUGUCUUCUUUCGCCUUGCGACAAGCUCGCCACCUCGCAACGGCCUCGGCGGCCGCCGCUUCCACAUCCGCCGCCGCCAUAUCCAUAUCCAAAGCGAAGUCAGUUCUCCGAUCGGAGCAUGACCCUGACAAAGCGUUGGAGAUCUACUCCUCCGUGUCUGGCCACUACUCCUCCCCGCUCUCCUCUCGAUAUGCGCAGGAGUAUACCGUCAAGCGUCUUGCCAAGUCGCACCGCUUCUCCGACAUUGAAGCCUUCUUAGAGUCUCACAAGAAAGAUCCUAAAGUCAGUCAGGAGCCAUUUCUUGCCACUAUCAUCCGCUCUUAUGGCAUCGUUGGAAUGUUCGACAACGCGCUCAGAACAUACGAGCAAAUGACCGAUUUAGGCACUCCUAGAUCCUCUGUUUCCUUCAACGCCCUCCUCUCCGCAUGCAUUCAUUCGAAGUUGUACGAUCGUGUUCCCCAGCUGUUUGAAGAAAUUCCUAACAAGUAUAGGGUCUCGCCGGAUAGGGUUUCGUUUGGUAUACUGAUUAGGUCUUAUUGUGAAGUUGGAACGCCUAAAUUGGCCAUGGAGAAACUGAAGGAGAUGGAGGGGAAGGGUAUGCAAAUUACUGCUGUUCCUUAUACCACAAUUAUGAAUUCAUUGUAUAAGAAAGGGAUGAGUGAUGAAGCUGAGAAGGUCUGGGAUGAGAUGGUAAAAUCAGGGUGUGAACUCGAUGUUGGAGCCUAUAACGUAAGGAUUAUGAACAUUCAAGGUGGGAGCCCUGAUGGCGUCAAGGGUUUGAUCGACGAAAUGAGUAAUGCAGGGCUAAAACCUGAUAUCAUUAGCUACAAUUACUUGAUGACUUGUUACUGUAGGAAUGGGAUGAUGGAUGAAGCUGAGCAGGUUUAUAACAGCCUGGAGGCUAAUUUUUGUAAGCCUAAUGCCACAACUUUUAGGACUUUGAUAUACUAUGCUUGUCAGCAGGGACAGUUUGAUACAGGGUAUAAGGUGUUUAACAAGAGUGUGGCAAUGAACAAGAUCCCAGAUUUUAAUACUCUGAAGCAUCUCGUUCGCGGGUUCGUAACACUAUCAAAGACAAGAGAGGCAAAAUCCGUGAUUUCAAUAGUGAAGAGUAAGUUUCCUCCUAAUGUGUUGAAGGCUUGGACCAAACUUGAGGAGGAGCUUGGCUUGACAAACGAUGAAACGGCCCGUGACUGAGUAAUGAAGGAUGGUUUGUUUUGGCUUGGUAAUUUAAGUAGCACAAACAUUUCAUACACAAUAUUUUAGUGAUGUCCCAAGAUUGAAUCUUUGGUUUCAAACUAUCUCCCAAGAUUGAAUCUUUGGUAUAAUUUUGCAGCUAGACUCUGCCAGUGAUAUGUACUUGUCUCUUUGACUGAAAGCUGCUAUUGAGCUCUGAAUUAAGUUUUGUUGGGUUUAGUCUUUCUUUGUUCCAAAUGUUGCUUUCUCCUUUGUAACUAUUUGUCUAAUAAUGUCUUGAUACUUUUUAUCUUCAUCAAAUUCAGUGUUUUACUGUUGCAUAA
Messenger RNA from Ipomoea nil (Japanese morning glory), 1601 nucleotides. Its product is annotated as pentatricopeptide repeat-containing protein At4g36680, mitochondrial-like. The transcript has a single exon. Gene Ontology annotation, molecular function: protein binding. Bases 82 to 1278 code for a protein of 398 amino acids. NCBI's taxonomy places the organism in Eukaryota, Viridiplantae, Streptophyta, Magnoliopsida, Solanales, Convolvulaceae. The record is from RefSeq and is a predicted model, not a curated record.